Molecule: messenger RNA, 438 nt
Organism: Purpureocillium lilacinum
Lineage: Eukaryota; Fungi; Ascomycota; Sordariomycetes; Hypocreales; Ophiocordycipitaceae
Source: RefSeq, a predicted model, not a curated record
AUGCCCGCGGAGCUUUACUCUCUCCGCUCCACACGGAAGACAUGGACGCACAAAGAAGCCCACAAGACCUGGACGGCGAGGCGGGCGGCUGCGAAGCGAGGCAGGACCUCGUACCGCUACAUCCCCAAGCCGACCGAAAAGGUCCUACGGCUGCACGACGGACUGAGACUCAAAGACUUCCUCUUCAACCGGAGAGUGCCGGACGCCACGGACGCCCAGUGCCCAUGCCGGGAAGGACGCAAAACGGUAUCGCACGUCCUGCUGCGAUGCCGCAAGUAUCGACAACUCAGGGGCCAGGAACUAGGCCCCCUUCCAGGACGACACGACCUCCGGGACAUAUUGAGCGAGCGCAAGGCAGCCGCAAAGGCCAUCAAGUUUAUGGAACUGACGGAGAUCGUUGGGCAAUUCAGGAUCGUGUCCCACACCAGACAAAGCUGA